UUGAAGGGUGCCUCCGCAAAAUAGAUUUCCCUUAUCAGAGAAAGUGACAACAGAGACCUUCAAUGUUCUAGGGUUUAAUCAUAGGGGAUCACCAUGAAACUAGCUUCACUAGACAGUAUCCAAAACGCGCACGAAGACUCACUUUGGACAGCAACGUGGGUCCGAUCGGACAGCGAUAAACCGGCGCUACUUCUCACCGGAGGACUUGAUGAAACUGUUAGGUUAUGGGACCCCACCAAACUCACCUGCCUUCACACAAACACCGGUCAUUGCCUCGGCGUUGUAUCAGUCACUGCUCAUCCGAAUCAGAGAAUUGCCGCCUCUGCUUCUAUAGACAGCUUCAUUCGAGUGUUUGAGGUUGAUACUAAUAACACCAUCGCCACUCUCGAAGCUCCUCCAUCUGAAGUCUGGCAAUUGCAAUUUAGUCCCGAUGGUAGCACUUUGGCAGCAGCUGGAGGUGGUAGUUCAUCAGUCAAGCUAUGGGACACCACUCAGUGGCAACUCGUUGCCACAUUGUCAAUUCCACGUCAAGGAGGUUCGCAACCAUCUGAGAAAAGUGGCACCAAGAAAUUUGUCCUCUCGGUUGCAUGGAAUCCUGAUGGUAGGCUUCUUGCAUGUGGUUCGGUUGAUGGAACAAUCUCUGUUUUUGAUGUAGCUCGUGCGAAAUUCCUCCACUUCUUGGAAGGCCAUUGCAUGCCUGUGCGCUCUCUUGUGUUUUCACCUUCACUCCAUGAUUCAAGGAUACUUUUCUCAGCAUCAGAUGAUGGCCAUGUGCAUGUGUAUGAUGCUGAGGGAAAGACUUUGCUCACAUCUUUGUCAGGUCAUGCGAGUUGGGUCUUGAGUGUGGAUGUUUCUCCAGAUGGGGCAGCCAUUGCAACAGGUUCAAGUGACAAGACCGUUAAGCUGUGGGAUCUUAAAAUGAGAGCAGCUACGCAGACAUUAACUAACCACACAGACCAGGUAUGGUCUGUGGCUUUUGGACCACCAUCAAGGAUUGAUGUUAGGUCUUGUAUCCUUGCCAGUGUAUCUGAUGACAAGAGUAUAUCUUUAUACCAAUACUCCUGAUUGUCAUGUGCUGAUAAAAGCACAAUCUUUUUAUUCCUUGGAUACACAGAGAAGAUUUUAUUUGAAUAUCAUACACACAGCCAGUUGGUGCUAUUGUGUAAAUUGUCCAUGAAACACAUUAGUUCGGUUUGUAGUUGGUGGUUUCUGGUGAAACGAAAUGUGCUAACAUGUCAAGGUUUAUUAAUAUUGUAAAACUAGCAUUUAUGCAUUUGCUGUCAUUUGGAGAAGCAAAUUGAGACUCCAAAAUCAAUUGUUGGUC
Messenger RNA from Solanum dulcamara, 1324 nucleotides. Its product is annotated as WD repeat-containing protein VIP3-like. Gene Ontology annotation, molecular function: protein binding. The transcript has 2 exons. Bases 94 to 1065 code for a protein of 323 amino acids. NCBI's taxonomy places the organism in Eukaryota, Viridiplantae, Streptophyta, Magnoliopsida, Solanales, Solanaceae. Gene Ontology annotation, cellular component: Cdc73/Paf1 complex. The record is from RefSeq and is a predicted model, not a curated record.